AUGUUCUACGCGAGCUCGUUCUUUCAGAAUGCGGACUGGAAAACCUUACUCAUUGCUAGCAUCACGCUCGUGUACAUUGUGAACGUAACGAUUGCUGCCUUGAUGCUUAUGGACUCUGCUGGUCGUCGCCCGCUCCUGAUCUGGUCAAUGGUUGGCAUGCUGUGUCGACAGUAA
This is a messenger RNA of Peronospora matthiolae, 174 nucleotides long. The record is from the annotation of a GenBank genome assembly. NCBI's taxonomy places the organism in Eukaryota, Oomycota, Peronosporomycetes, Peronosporales, Peronosporaceae.